AUGAUCACUAAACCAGAUCGCUAUUUAAUGUUUGUGUAUGGCACUAUUAAAACUGGUAUAAGUCAACCUAAUCAUUAUAUCCUAAAGGAUCAAGAUAAUGGUGAGGCUGAACUUAUUUGUGGUGCCGAGUCUAUUGAUAAAUGGCCCCUGAGAAUAUACGGUGAGCUAUGGUCAGUGGACAUAAACAUGCGAAACAAAAUGGACGACUUCGAGGCACAUCCCAGGUUUUAUCGACGUAUGGAGAUCCCGGUGCUCACCGAUGAUAACACACCGGUCAAGGCGUGGGCCUACUUUCUCAUAGACUAUAAGCCACACCUAUUGGACCUGGACACUUAUGAAAACUAUAAUACUUAUGGCGAUCACGGGCUACGAUAUGUCGAGGGCUGCGAACGCCAUGACCCGGAAGGGGAGGUCAACAAACUUAUCGCCGAAAUUAAAUUGACUAAUGUUUAUAGAGAUACGAAGUAGAGACCUGGAUGAUUAUUAGAUUAUUAGCGUGCC
Molecule: messenger RNA, 501 nt
Organism: Oppiella nova
Lineage: Eukaryota; Metazoa; Arthropoda; Arachnida; Sarcoptiformes; Oppiidae
Source: the annotation of a GenBank genome assembly